CGCAACAUAAUAGUUCGGUUCCAGCUUUUCCAGCUAGCGGAUGUGUUUGAUGCAGCUCGUGUGCUUUUCGGCAAGCAUUUUCCCUACGCUGUGUGAGUACGUUUUUCAUCGUGCGGAAAAACUGGUCAGUCGAGUAUUCGCAUCGGUCGCGUUCGGUCGUGCUCAAGCAGCGGGAAAAUACCAAACCACGCAGCCGAGUGUUGUUGCUGCGGUGUGUGCGCGCGUCUUCCAGCAACUUACUGCAUGUGUGUGUGUGGGGGGUUUUUUGUUGUUGUUGUUGCAAUCGAUUGUUCCACGGGGUGAGUUUCGCGUGUUUAUGAGCAUAUACCGGACUCUCAUCCCCAAUCCCGGUUCACUAUGAAGCACUAGAGCGGCGGUGCGAACUAGCCACUGGCGAGCCCAGUUUCGGUGUAGGUGCAAGUGGCGAAUGGUAUGCAAAUUGAAAUUAAUUGCAAAUUCAAAAUAUACACCCGAAACACCGUACCCGGUAGAAAGUCCAGUGAAGGUGCGACGUGCAUGCCAGUGUCCUGAUGCAUUGAUUUGCCUUUUUCCCUCACCAUACUGCGACCGGAAAUCGAUUUCGGGAUGGUCAAUCUCUGAAAAAAAAUAUAUGCACCUUUCUUCUUCUUCACCAUCGUCCCGCAAAACCGCACGUGUCAGUGAAGGUGAAUUUGUGCAAAUGUCGAAACGGAAUGAAUGUGUAAAGUACCUGCGUUUGAAAGCAUCGGUGGUGCGUUUGUGUGUGCGUGUAUGAAUCGUGUGUACAAAUGAGUUUGGCCCGGUUGUACACAAAAGCGUAAAACGCGCAACGAAACUACAAACCCAGCGCCUGCUACGACGACUGCUAGGUUUGCUGCUCUGUUCUCGUACAGAUUUUCACUGACGUUGCUUCGAAGGCAACCCCGUACGCCCAAAAAAUUCUCAACCGAGCCCUCUACCUGUAACGGACCUGCAGAAGACUACAGAAAAAAAACACGAAACACCGGAAGAAACAGAUAUUUGUUAAAAACCCAACCUCCUCAGCAAAGGACUCCCCAUAAACUUCAAACCAUUCCACCACCAGCAAACCAACCCGCACACAAACAUGGAACCGAUGGAAGCACGGGUUGCGAUGCUGCAGGACCUCAAGAUCCAAUCGUUUGACACGAUUCGCUUCGCCUCCUAUCGCACAGCCUGCAAGCUACGAUACGUACAAAAGUCGACUAACUUGCAUCUGGUCGACAUCUGGAACGUAAUUGAAGCGUUCCGCGAAAAUGGACUGAAUACACUCGAGCCCCAGAACGAGGUCAGCGUCAGCCGUCUCGAGACGCUCGUAUCGUCGCUGUAUCACAAUCUAAAUAAACGACUGCCACCGACCCAGCAGGUACACGUCGAUUCCAAGGCUAGCUUGCUGUUAAACUGGCUACUGGCGGCCUACUCCGGUGACAAUUCCGGCAAAAUACGUGUAUUUUCCAUUAAGGUAGCACUCGCGAUCAUGUGCGCCGGCAAGAUGGUCGAUAAGUUGCGAUACAUUUUCUCACAAAUCUCCGACGGAGCUGGCCAGCUGAUACACUGGAAAUUGGGCGAUUUCCUACGUGAAGUACUGGCGCUUCCGGCAGCCGUCUUCGAAUCGCCAACCUUUUUUUACAAAGAGGGCCUAGAGACGGAAAUCUUUCCGGUGGAAAACAAAAUCACCGUAAAUGAUUUUAUGGCGGGUUUCAUGACCGAACCGGGACCUGCCUGUCUCGUGUGGAUGCCGCUGCUACAUCGGCUCGCUACGGUUGAAUCCGUCGUGCAUCCGACGGUGUGUUCCGUGUGCAUGCGGGAAAACUUUACCGGUUUCCGUUACCGUUGCCAACGUUGCCAUGGGUAUCAGCUGUGUCAGGACUGUUUCUGGCAGGGACGCGUUUCACUAAACCAUCAGAACGAUCACGAGGUGAAGGAAUAUUCGAGCUACAAAAGUCCCAGCAAGCAGAUUGGCCAUUCGCUGCGCAAAAGCUUCCGCUGUGUGCCAGAUAAACCGAUUCAAGCGUUACCACGGUUUCCGGAGCAGCCGGAGAAAACACUCAACCUGUCACACAUCGUUCCACCAUCACCGCUGCCGUCACACAAUGGAUUUCCGGAUGGAGGCAUACCGGGUCUGUACGAUCGCAGUAGUACACUUGACUCACGCGCCACGGGACUAUCGCUAGACAGCAACGGAACGUCAGGAACGCGUGGAGCCGUUAAUUCUAAUGAUGAGGAGCACAGACUGAUCGCGCGAUAUGCAGCACGACUUGCACAGGAAUCACGAACGCCAGGUGGAUCAGCGCCCGAUCCGGUACAGAUAGGGCUAGACAGUUCACGGGCACAGCGUGAACUGAUCAUGCAGCUUGAAUCAAAGAACAAGGAAAUAAUGCGAGAGAUACAGAAACUGCGCCGUCAGCAGGAAGCCGAACAGGUCGCACCGGAAAGUCCUGCCCUGAUGAACGAGCUGCGCGCACUGCGACAACGAAAGGGUGAACUCGAGGGUCAUCUUGGAGCGUUGCAGGAUUCGCGCCGUCAGCUAAUGGCACAGCUCGAGGGGCUGAUGCGGAUGCUCAAAAACCAUCAAACACAGAGUCCUCGCUCUACUCCCAACUCUAGUCCACGGUCGGGUAAAAGUCCACCAAUACCGCAGGGGCCACCAAUGCCAAAUCAAGGUCCGCGACAGGGACCGAUGAACCCCGGUGGUUCGGGAAUGCCACCAAAUAUGCCUCCCGGUAUGCUUCCACCCGGUGUUGUAAUGCAUGGUCAAGAUCCGCACAUGGGUCCCGGCGGUAUGGAUAUGCGGGGAUACGCACCAAAUGGAAACAACAGUUCAUCCCCACCGGAAACAACGUUCUUGAAGGAGCGCAGAGUUUAGUGCACGUUAGAGCAAAGUUUCCCCCAAAAAAAACCGCCAGCCUGAUCCACAUUCUCCCACCGAAUAAUAAACGACCAACCCUCCCGUGGGUAGAGGGGCAACACACACGCGUUAGGUUGACCUUUCGCACGGUGCACAGCAACGGAUUGAGUGCGAGAGCCAGAGGGGUUGUAUAUACUACCACCUAUCCUUUGCAAUAAAGAUAUAGAGGGACUGCUGGAUAAAUUGCUACAACAGAAACAGAAACAGAACAGAACAUUUUUAGCAAGAUGAAAUUGUUCACACAAAUUGUAAACUUUGUCACGAAAACUCACACAUUUUCUUCUCAUCUUUGCCAAAAAAAACACAAAAUCUUGCUCUAAUUUGCUUAUUUUACAGCAACAGGAAAGCUAUUUUUGCUCUUUUUGAAGUAUUUCAAACUCGGUCUAAUAUUUAAUCGCUAUUUUUCGCUUUCUGUUCAGAGAAGAAAAGUGAACUUCACGCUUUUUGGUUUUUGGAUCUUGAGUUGCUGUUUUUGUUUAAAGCGAUAGAAUCAUUUUAUUGUUACCAUUUAUUUCGAAAAAAAAAACCAUAAAAACAAAAUAUUCCCAUAUCGCCGACACCAAUUAUGUGAAAAGUAGAACAAUUUUACGGCCUUUUUUUAUUCCAUAAAUUUUUUACAACGACGUAGAAAAACAAAAAUUGCAAAAUCUUUUUGACAAAAAAAAACACCGCCAAUAAUAAUACUCUUGUUAUUAUUUUGUAAUGCCGGUUCCUUUCUCCUUCCGUUAAUCAUGAUCCACCAUCUCAUAACCCACCUACACCUACACGCACACACUUUAAAACUUUAAUCUGAAAAAAUCUGUUUUAACACUGGUUCAGUUCAAUGAAAAACACAAUUAUAUUACACGCAUGGUCGAUCUUAAUACGAUGAUCGGUUUUCGAUCGGUUUUACUUUCUUACACGCAUGCUGAAACAAUACACGCGUCGAUUACAACGCUCACAAAACAACCACAAACAACGAUAACAACAAAAACCUGCAAAAACAUCACGAACGCAACGAAAUUUUGAUGAAAUAAUUGCGACAAUUAAACACUUCAAUCACCAACAACACCUCCACCAAACACCGAUUGGCAAUGCAAAUGGCCACAACUGGCACGAAAACACCGCGCAAUACGCAAUACAAAUGUGCUAAAUACUAAAUAAAACUAACAAAACCUA
Messenger RNA from Anopheles funestus (African malaria mosquito), 4063 nucleotides. RefSeq names its product dystrobrevin beta. The record is from RefSeq and is a predicted model, not a curated record. The coding region runs from base 1085 to 2863 and encodes 592 amino acids. Gene Ontology annotation, biological process: synaptic signaling. Gene Ontology annotation, cellular component: synapse; plasma membrane. NCBI's taxonomy places the organism in Eukaryota, Metazoa, Arthropoda, Insecta, Diptera, Culicidae. Gene Ontology annotation, molecular function: zinc ion binding. The transcript has 8 exons.